AAAUUCGGGGCCGAACUUGAAGACACGAUGCAGUGACUUUAAACUCGCGCGAUCUUGGCGUUUUCAUUAGAAUACACUUUUUUUUAUAAUAUUGUUUUCGGAGCGCGAAACCCACCGAGAUGUUUCCGGCGUCUUUGGUGACUUUGGCGACGUUCCUUCUGGACCUGUCCAGUUCUUCCGCCGUGUACAGCAUGCAGCCGGCUUUCAUAACCGCCAACAUAGGUUCCUCGAAUGGCAGGAACAUCAGGAACCUGCCGUGCGUGUCAAGGAAAAACAACGCGCUGACCGGCGUGUGCAUGUUCGCAAUCGACUGCCUGAAAGCCAACGGCACCCAUCUAGGUACCUGCAUCGACAGGUUUUAUUUCGGUUCCUGUUGCCACGUGGAGCCUCACCACGACAUCGUGGACAACAGUAUCGACACCGAGAUCAUAGACGUGAGGGAGCCACCAGAACGGCUUCACAACACCACACUUGCGCUUCUGGGUAACUCCAGUACCACCUCCAACGAAUCUACCUCUACGCAAAUACCUUUUGAAACGAAAAAACCCACAUUCACCGUCAGUAACGGCAUCAUUACGAGAAUAAAUUCUACAGUAGCGACACCCGGUUCUGGUACCACUACACCGACACCAGACAAACUCCAGACCUUCCAAAUGGUCAAUGGUGAAGCGACCACCUUGAAAAUUCCAUCAACUACCACCGUAAAAAUUAGCAAACCUCCAAAAACCACGGCCGUUCCCUCCAAACCGUCAACAGCGAGCCGGCCUAAACCUACCACUGCCAAACCUAGUCCGACAUCGCCCUCUAAACCGACCAAGACAACCAAACCCACACCGAAGCCUACAAAACCCAGUAAAACUUCAACGACAACAAAGAAGCCCUACACUACAACUUCUAGGAGUACUACCAGUAAAAAACCGACCACAACGAAACCGACGAAGAAAUACACCCGACCCAGUACGAUCACGACAGUUUACAUUGCAGUGUUUACCACCAAAACGCCCUUGAACACCACCAGGAAGCCUACCACGCCUACCAAAACCACGAGCAUACCCUUCUCCACGGUAUCAGGUCAAAGCAGUACCGCAGCGAUUCCAAACGUUACGCAACCGCCAUUAACCCAGCAGAACGUUUCUGUAGUGACCAAUUUGACAUCAGGGGUGGUAGUCGAAACUGCUGGUAUUCUGACGGUGACCAACGCAAACUCCACAGUAUCGACAACCACUUUUAAGCCUGCGUUGGUUACUUGGACGCUUGAAGACAGCAAGAACGAAACUGUACAGGCAGCCAACGGUACUCAAAAUAACGUUACUCAGGGUUGGAUACCACUCACUACUCCCGACGGUUGGGUACUCCUGCCCAGCGUUACGCCUCUCACGCCUGCAUCGGGCAAUGAAAGUCUAACUUCAAACGUUAACCAAUCGUAUUCCACGACGACCGCCAUAUCAUCAACCGUUUCACCAGAAACUACUUCAGCUUCUGGGGUAAGCACAUUUCCUUGGCCGACGCUGACACCGUCACAAGAAGGUGCCACGGAAGCAAUGGAAACUACUACCGAUAAGGAAAAAACGACCACUUCAAUUCCUGCAGUCGGUGGGUCGACUGACGGUGGGACUACGAUGAUGACCACCAGCGGAGCUGCAGCCAACGUAUCCACUGAAGAACCGCUGCCCAAGCCUGUCAACAUGAGCGAUUUUACUGACGUGUGCGGGCGCCGGAUGUAUCCCGAAGCGAGGAUAGUGGGCGGGGAAAAGUCGACCUUCGGCAGGUGGCCCUGGCAGAUAUCCCUGCGGCAGUGGAGGACUUCGACGUACCUUCACAAGUGCGGGGCGGCGUUGCUUAACGAGAACUGGGCGAUCACGGCUGCCCAUUGCGUCGAUAACGUACCGCCGAGCGACCUUCUGCUACGCUUAGGGGAAUACGACCUAUCGACGGAGGGGGAACCGUACCUCCACCAGGAACGUCGCGUUCAAAUAGUCGCUUCGCAUCCUCAAUUCGAUCCCAGUACUUUCGAGUACGACCUCGCCCUGCUGAGGUUCUACGAACCGGUACACUUCCAACCGAACAUUCUGCCGGUGUGCGUACCUAAAAGCGAUGAAAAUUUCGUCGGCAGAACCGCCCACGUCACGGGAUGGGGGAGACUCUACGAGGACGGACCGUUGCCGAGCGUUCUCCAAGAGGUGUCUGUACCCAUCAUCAACAAUUCGGUUUGCGAGUCGAUGUACAGGUCGGCGGGUUAUAUCGAACACAUCCCCCACAUAUUCAUCUGCGCGGGGUGGCGCAGGGGUGGUUUCGAUUCCUGCGAGGGCGAUUCAGGCGGUCCUAUGGUUAUCCAGCGCGACGACAAGAGGUUUCAACUGGCCGGUAUCAUUUCCUGGGGGAUAGGAUGCGCAGAACCCAACCAACCGGGGGUUUACACCAGAAUCAGCGAAUUCAAGGACUGGAUCAACCAAAUACUGCAAUUCUGAUCGGCCAAAAGGAAGAAGAGCGAAAAUACUCACUAGAGGAGGAACGAUGAUAUAUACGACCACGUCGCACCCAACCACCUCUCCGCCGCACGGCGAAGAUUGUGAUAUUAAUGUGUCGAUCUACCCAAAAAAAGGCUCAAAAUGAUCGCGAGAAGUCUAGAAACUCGUUAUCCGAGAACCGAAAGACUCGCCCAUGUAAAAUAUACAUAAUAGAUAAGUAAUUUAUUAUUUAGAGCGAGAUAGUUAUGUUUAAAUUAAUAAUUAGGCUACCCUCUAUGCCCGUCCGAACUUAUUGUUGUACUUAACAAUCUUUGUUUGUAAAUACCGGUGCCUGUGACUUAAUUUUUUUUUGUAUA
Molecule: messenger RNA, 2824 nt
Organism: Cylas formicarius (sweet potato weevil)
Lineage: Eukaryota; Metazoa; Arthropoda; Insecta; Coleoptera; Brentidae
Gene: Np
Product: serine proteinase stubble
Exons: 9
Coding region: 120-2468 (782 amino acids)
Biological process (GO): proteolysis
Molecular function (GO): serine-type endopeptidase activity
Source: RefSeq, a predicted model, not a curated record